GCUCUUUUCACGGUACCAACUAAAAAUGUACUUCAAUAUUAAAACUGGUAUUUUGGUUUUGUUCGUAGUGGUUGAGUUUUCAAGUGGUUUACCUUAUAACAGCAAAAAAUCAACCGACGAAGGAUCUGACGUUCUUGAAGAUUCCAGAUUAUUAAUACGUCUUCGAAGAAACCCUGAUAAUGGCCCACAAUCAGAAGCUAUUAUAGAACCAAGAUUCGGUCGUGGAUGGCAAAACAAUCACCAUGGAUAUAAUCACGGCGUUGGACGAUGGAAUCGGGGACCAACACGGGGAAUUCAUCAUUGGAACUAUUUUGGACAUAACUGGGGUCAGAAUCAUCCCAACUUUGGCUAUGGCCCACCGGGAUAUCACCCCCAACAUCAACCAUGGAAUCCACACGGCAAUCCACAUUAUCCCGAUGGUAGUUACCCUCAUGGUUGUUCUCACAACAACGGCCGACCAAAUCCUACAAAAACACCACCCGAAAAUUCCAGUGAAAACCCAAGUGUUAGUUCUUCAACAGAAUCAGGAUCAACUAUUCCACAGAUUGACAUUAGAGUGGGCAACUAAAAUUGCUUAUCUAGAUUAAUUGACUUAUUUAUAUUUAGGUAUAAGAUAAUUUCUGUAUUUAUUUUAAUUAAGUUUAUAUAAAACUGUACAGUGUAA
This is a messenger RNA of Diabrotica balteata, 664 nucleotides long. The record is from the annotation of a GenBank genome assembly. Lineage: Eukaryota; Metazoa; Arthropoda; Insecta; Coleoptera; Chrysomelidae.